Molecule: messenger RNA, 510 nt
Organism: Drosophila miranda
Lineage: Eukaryota; Metazoa; Arthropoda; Insecta; Diptera; Drosophilidae
Product: vasotab-like
Exons: 3
Coding region: 208-447 (79 amino acids)
Molecular function (GO): protein binding
Source: RefSeq, a predicted model, not a curated record
GGAAGGAGCUCGUUCGCAUGGGAAAAUCGUUACAUAUCGAAAUGAUAAUACCCUCAGCAAAAGGCGGGUCUGGUUACACUACCUGAAUCUAAUAUAAUAGCAUACCAAAUUAUAAAUGUCGCGCCUAUCAGGCUGGAUGUAUAAAAGCACUGUAUAUUGCUAAAUAAUAUUCAAGUUGUUGUAUUUUCCCAACUGUUGAGAAUCGUCAUGAGGGCCCUCUUGAUGCUUUCCCUAAUCGCUUUGUCCACAUCAAUCGAUACUAGAAGUUGCUUUAGUCCAAGGUGUACUUUUGAGUACAGUCCUGUUUGUGCGGUGGAUGAAAAGGGUGUGGAACAUCCCUUUGGGAACCGUUGCUAUUUCGAAAAUGCUAAUUGCAGGCGUGAGGAAAAGCAUAUGCCUACAUUGAAAAUUAGUUUUAUGGAUUGCCUCCCCGGAAAAGGACUAUAGCGUUAUACAUAUUUGUGGGGAUAUGGGACUUAUAAAAUUAAAUAUAUCUUAAUACGACUCUGA